This is a messenger RNA of Trichechus manatus latirostris (Florida manatee), 189 nucleotides long. It is a transcript of the gene PCP4, whose product is annotated as Purkinje cell protein 4. Lineage: Eukaryota; Metazoa; Chordata; Mammalia; Sirenia; Trichechidae. The transcript is spliced from 3 exons. The record is from RefSeq and is a predicted model, not a curated record. Gene Ontology annotation, cellular component: cytoplasm. Gene Ontology annotation, molecular function: calcium ion binding; calmodulin binding. Bases 1 to 189 code for a protein of 62 amino acids.
AUGAGUGAGCGACAAGGUUCUGGGGCAACCAACGGAAAAGACAAGACAUCUGGUGAAAAUGAUGGGCAGAAGAAAGUUCAAGAAGAGUUUGACAUCGACAUGGACGCGCCAGAGACAGAACGUGCGGCAGUGGCCAUUCAGUCUCAGUUCAGAAAAUUUCAGAAGAAGAAGGCUGGGUCCCAGUCCUAG